Molecule: messenger RNA, 1871 nt
Organism: Phragmites australis (common reed)
Lineage: Eukaryota; Viridiplantae; Streptophyta; Magnoliopsida; Poales; Poaceae
Product: putative UDP-rhamnose:rhamnosyltransferase 1
Exons: 2
Coding region: 223-1629 (468 amino acids)
Molecular function (GO): UDP-glycosyltransferase activity
Source: RefSeq, a predicted model, not a curated record
AGCAUUGGGUCAUUGGCCGGCGGCGAAUCCGUCAGAGACCAACAAGCACCAGUCAUCAAUCAAGUCACGUCGUUUCCGGUGGCCACACUCCGCUAUACCAUCGGUGAAACCGAGAACGAGCCACCAGAGCGCGCGGCGACGAAAACUUCGGCCUCGUUGGAAGCUCAGCUCAGCUCAGCUACCUAGCUCCCUCGCUCACGUCGAGAUCGGCGGCUUACCGAGAUGGACGGCGGCUCCUCCCGGUCCCGGCUGCACGUGGUGAUCUUCCCGUGGCUCGCGUUCGGCCACCUGCUCCCGGGCCUCGAGCUCGCCCGGCGCCUGGCUGCGCGCGGCCACCUCGUGUCCUUCGUCUCCACGCCGCGGAACCUCGCCCGGCUCCCGCCCCUCCCGCCCGCGCUGGCGCCGCGCGUGGACCUCGUGCCGCUCCCGCUCCCGCACGUGGAAUGCCUCCCCGAAGGCGCCGAGUCCACCAACGACGUGCCCUUCGACGCGUUCGAGCUCCACAGGAAGGCGUUCGACGGCCUCGCCGCGCCCUUCGCCGCCUUCCUCGACUCCGCGUGCUCUGACGAGGACAAGAGGCCCGACUGGGUCCUCGUCGACAACUUCCACCACUGGGCCGCCUCUGCCGCUGCGGAUCGCAAGGUGCCAUGCGCGAUGCUUCUCCACUGCCCUGCAAGCAUAUUUGCAGCGUUCGCUGGCCAGCCGCAGCCCGAGCAGGCCGAAACUGGGCAACAGCAGGGAGCCGGAGGAGAAGGACAACCGGCGGCAGCACCUAGGUUUGAGACAGAGCAGAGCAGGAUCAUGUACAACACCGAAGGCGCCUCGGGGAUAUCCGUCGCCCGGCGCCUCUUCUUGACCCUGCAGCGCUGCAGCCUCGUCGCCAUGCGGACCUGCGUCGAGCUGGAGCCAGAGGCCCUCUCUCGCCUCCCGACGCUCUUCGGCAAGCCGGUUGUCCCCUUCGGCCUUCUGCCGCCGUCACCCGACGGAGGCCGCGCCGCCGGUAAGGACGGGAAUAACGACGACAUCGUGUCGUGGCUCGACGCUCAGCCGGCGGAGACGGUCGUGUACGUCGCGUUGGGAAGCGAAGUGCCACUAAGCAUCGAGCUGAUGCACGAGCUAGCUCUCGGGCUGGAGCUCGCCGGGGCGCGCUUCCUCUGGGGGCUGAGGAAGCCUCACGGCGUCCCAGACGCGGACAUCCUACCUCCAGGUUUCGAAGAGCGCACGCGUGGCCGUGGGCUUGUGGCCAUGGGCUGGGUUCCUCAGAUCAGCAUCCUAGCGCACGACGCCGUGGGCGCAUUCCUGACGCACUGCGGGUGGAACUCCAUCAUCGAAGGGCUUCUGUUCGGGCACCCGCUGAUCAUGCUGCCGAUCCACGGGGACCAAGGCCCGAACGCGCGGCUUAUGGAGGGGCGUAAGAUCGGAGUGCAGGUGCCAAGGGAUGAAAAUGACGGGUCAUUCGAUCGUCGAGGCGUCACUAGAGCAGUCCGUGCUGUCAUGCUCGAGCAAGAAAGUAGAAGGGUCUUGGUGGCCAAUACCAAGAAACUGCAAGAGAUCGUGGCGGACAAGGAAUGCCAUGAGAGAUGCAUUGACGAUUUCGUUCAGCGCUUGAGAUCUUACUACUCCAAUUGAAAGAAUGUGAGGGGUGCUUACCAGGAAAUGUGAGCACUGCGACAUGGGCGUGAGGCGGCCAACCAUUUCAGGGACUAAUUUGUAAUAUCUCAAAAUGACUGUACUUUGUCUCGUAUUCUGCGGCAACAUUGUCAAUUGGUGUGUUUGUUGUUCCCACUAAUCCACGAGGUGGCUGUGCCACCGCUGCUACAAGUUAUCGAUCGCGAAUUAUUGGAAACCAGUAAGGUGACUCAUAUUAAUUA